AUGGCCUCGGUUCAAGUUGCAAGUGAACAGUGCGGCAUACCCGAAUCGGAAGAUCAACAGAGUAAGAUCGACGUGAAUAUCUUCUCUGUUUUACCAAAUGUUGCACAUAUACUAGAGGUUGCGAACGAAGAAGAAUCCGCCUGGGCUAAAGCAAUGCGGAUCAGAGUGCAGAACACCAAUGGAGAUGAGUAA
Penicillium malachiteum is the source of this 192-nucleotide messenger RNA. RefSeq lists its product as uncharacterized. The transcript has 2 exons. Lineage: Eukaryota; Fungi; Ascomycota; Eurotiomycetes; Eurotiales; Aspergillaceae. The record is from RefSeq and is a predicted model, not a curated record. The coding region runs from base 1 to 192 and encodes 63 amino acids.